AUGUUCUACGUACUCACACUACUGGCUUUCCACUUAGCGAAUACCAACGUUCGAGGAGCAGAUUCAACAACAGCUCUGGUGAUAACCUGGACGGUAAGGUACGAAAAGUCCUUGAAGUCAUUUUCAAGAAGGGACAACAAUACAGAAAAAGUUCGACGGCCUCGAGUCAGGUACACACUAUGGAUGCAACGGCACAUUCAUUAA
Messenger RNA from Ostertagia ostertagi, 204 nucleotides. The record is from the annotation of a GenBank genome assembly. Lineage: Eukaryota; Metazoa; Nematoda; Chromadorea; Rhabditida; Trichostrongylidae.